AUGAAAAUUGAGAAAGUUGAUCCGUUUCAUGAGGCAAAACACGAAGUUGAUAUCUCAGUAAGUAAGCUGCAGAGUUUAUACAAUAACUGGAAUAGUAUGCCUGACAAGAAUUCCAUCUUAGCAAAAGAGAAAUAUUUUUUGAUAAAAGAAGAAAUAAAAUACUUGAAUGAAGAUCUAGAUGACUUGGAUAAUUCUGUUAAUGUUGUCAAGAAAAAUUCAUAUAAAUUUAAUAUUGGAUCUGAAGAACUUGAAAGCAGAUCACAAUCCAUAAAAAAAAUUCGUACCAUUCUGGGUGAUAUAACCAGUAAUUUAACCUAUAAGGUUUUAAGUUCAAAUACUUAUAUGAAUGGUGACUAUGACGAUGUCGUACAGAAAAGACAAGAUGACGACCUAGAUGAAUUAGCAGAAUCCGCAGAAAGGCUGCACAAUGCUGCAAUCACAAUCAACACAGAAUUAAAGGAUCAACAAAAACUACUUGACGAACUAGAGAACGAAAUGGAUAAUUCAAAUGAAAAAAUGAAUUUUGUAACAAGGAAGAUCUCGGAUUACCUAAAAACAAAUAAUUCAAAGGUUUUAUCAUUAAUAAUAUAUCUAACACUUAUCUCUUUUUUUUUAUUAAUUGUGCUUGUAGUUUCGUAA
Molecule: messenger RNA, 639 nt
Organism: Plasmodium malariae
Lineage: Eukaryota; Apicomplexa; Aconoidasida; Haemosporida; Plasmodiidae
Product: SNARE protein, putative
Exons: 8
Coding region: 1-639 (212 amino acids)
Biological process (GO): Golgi vesicle transport
Cellular component (GO): membrane
Source: RefSeq, a predicted model, not a curated record